Anguilla anguilla (European eel) is the source of this 6118-nucleotide messenger RNA. RefSeq names its product cardiomyopathy-associated protein 5-like. Bases 206 to 4618 code for a protein of 1470 amino acids. The transcript has 13 exons. Lineage: Eukaryota; Metazoa; Chordata; Actinopteri; Anguilliformes; Anguillidae. Gene Ontology annotation, molecular function: protein binding. The record is from RefSeq and is a predicted model, not a curated record.
GAAAUGCGAAUUUAUCGAAGAGGGAAAUCACUACAACAGGCUACCAGCAUAGUUGGUGAAACACCGGUGGCAAAUACUCCGUCGAUGCGGUAAAACGGGGACGCACUGCUUUCUAUUUCAAGACCACGCUGAGUCAGGUAGUUUUUGUGACUUGGAAUAACUCAAACCAACGCUCUGGCGGAUAGGGACGGUUUUGAAAAAUCGGAUGAUACAAACCACAACAAUGGAUUGCUCACCAGACCACUGUGACAGAAUUGAUCCUGACAUGUCAAUAACUGUGCAACAGGACGAAUCGAUUGGUGCAGGGGUUGUCGACGAUGACGACGAAAUUGAAGGGCUUCGCAACAGUUUGAAGGAAAUGGUGCAGGAUCAAGCCGUAAAACCAAAGCUACAGUGCGUCAUGAUGGACCCCUCCUUCUCCAUGGUUACUGUCCAGAGCGAGGACAGCAAGAUUGUGUGGGAAACGGCCUCCAGCAGAUGCUCCUCUCCCUGGGCCUCUGAUGCCAGCACUACCUCAGAGGCCUACAGCAUUCAGGGUUCUGGGACUGCAGGCAAAAUUAUCUUCAUCAUGGACGAGGACAAAAUAAUCAGGAGAAAGAAAAAGACCAGGGGUAAGCGGGGUGAGAAGUUUAAAAGGCUCUCUCCCAGACCCGUAACUCCAGAGCAACUGAAAGGUGCCGACGAAAGGCUGGCAAUGGCAGAGGUUUCUGUGCCUAAUGUAAGUCCUCAAGGUACAGCUGAAAGCGAAGAACCAAUGCGGCAGGAAGAACACAAGGAGAAAGACUUAUUCAAUAUAGUCUCUGAGGGCUCAGAGAUACUAAACAUCAUAGUUCCCUCAAGGCUCCCAACUGUGGACGAAGAGGAAAGUAGUGAAAUGGCAGAGAACCUGUCUUAUUUGGGGCAAACCGAAAUGGUAAAAUCAUAUCCAGUUAGUGAAGAAACAGAGACAGAGGCAGACAGUCAUGAGCUGAAUGUGUUGGCUGAGGCUAAGGGUGGAGAAGAAGAGCAGAGCUCUACGGACAAAGAACCUCUGGAACAAGAUGCAUCACACUGUCCUUCAGUCAGCAAACUAGUGACAAGCGAUGGAACCGGUGGCACAGAUUAUUUUGAGAAGUUCACAUUGCUGGAUGAGACCACUCCACCCGACCUGCCUCUUGAAAAGACGGAGAUCAAGCUUUCAAAUGCUAAUGAGGGAGCAGAGGCAACAGAAAAUCAAGAGCCGUCGGCCUCUAAAAACCCAGAGGCUCUCAGCCUCUCUGGUGAUAUUGCGGGCGCUCAUUUAGAUGACAUUUUUUAUGGUGGUGGCUGUCGUGAUGAACCAGACUGUUCAGCUGCUAAUCAAAAUCUUGCAGAAGGAGAAGAGGAACAUGGCACAAAGGAGGAAGAAGUGCCAAAAUCUCCUCUCAAGGAGAGUGGUUCAGCUUUGUUCGGUAGUGAAGAGAUGAUACUUACUCCAAUUUUCCUCUCGCCUGGGCCUCCAAAAAUUAUUGAUCCAUCCCUCCUAGAGGAGCCAAGAGCAAUGUCGUUCCUUUACACCGAUCUGUAUGAGGAAGCAAUGGGGGACAGGAAGAGGGGUGAGGAGUGCUCAGACGUAGAGAGCACAGUCUCUGAGAGAUCCUUGUGCAAACGGCUAUCCGAUGCAGAUGAUGCAAGUGGAUAUUUAGAAAAAUUUAUUUUAAAAGAUGAAACUCCACUGGUUAAGGAUGAACCCACAAAAGAAGGCAAUGAAGAGGGAAAAUUAAAAAUGUGGCCAGAAAGCACAUUGGAACUAAUGGGUUUCCUAACUGGCGUGAAAGAAGAGGCUAUGGAAGAAAAUACAAAGCCAGAUGAAGUAACUGAGAACUUUUUUGUUGCGCCAUAUGAAGAAAAUGAUGAAACAGUGACAUCAGAGAACACAAGAUUAGAGGAUGAAUUGUUUCAGCCCCCUGCUGAGGUUCAAGAAAGUAAACACAUUCAACAGGAAGCGGUGACCUGCCAUGAAAAAUCCAAAGAUAAACCUGAAGAAAUGGUAGUGGAACAGACAGACAGCCCAGAAAAUGAAACAAGCGCUGAGUAUAAGGAAUCAAAAUCUCUCGUGGAGAAAAUGACUGAAAACAAGGAGAACAAGGAAGAAGAUCUGUCUAAAUAUGUACCCUCCUCAACUGCAGUUGAUACAGGGCCCCAUGGGGCAGAAAUGUGUAUACAAAAGGCCCCGAUGCUCGAUAAAGUAGCAAAAACGGACAUUUCCCAAGCAGUAUCUGAAGACACUUCUGAGUCACAGCUACCUCAUGCUGCCUCUGUUGGUGCUACAGAUUUAUUUAUCAAAGGAAAGGAGAAAAUCCCUCAGAGGGAAGAGUCCAGUCCACAUCAAGGUCUUGACAACAGCAAAGGGACAGGCAUUCUGAAAAACACACAUGAAGAUAUAAUCUGUGUGGACAACAAGGAGGUACAAUGUGCUCUGGAAUCUACUGCCACCCAUAGACCGGUUGCGGAUUGUGAUAAGGUCUCAAAAACGGUUAAGCAAAAAGGGGAAAUGCUAAGCUUAUCACCUUUGCUCCCAGUAAUAACAGUUCAAGAAGAAAACGAGGAGAAAGUAGAGAAAGAUUCAGCUGAAAAAGAGAAAGUUCCAUCUUCACCCCUAGAGGAUCUGCCAGAGUGCUGUAAUGAGGCAUUUAUCACUGAGCCACCUGAGAUGUAUCGAGAUCAGGAUGACGGAAAUGUAGAGGCCACAGCUUAUGAGAUGAUAAACCAGCUAGAAGUCUGUGGGCCCCUAGAAACAGAGACAGAGGAAGUAAAGGAAAACAAAACAGGGGAACAGUCUGAACAUGGCUUUGACUCUGUGGAAGAGCCAACCAGAGAUUCAUCAUCCAAGGAGGCAGUUGAGGUAGACAAUGAAUGUGCUGAGGUUAUGGAUGAGACACCCUUGGAGGAAGAUAAACAAGAAAAUGAUUCCAAAAUGUCAAGAUUUAGAUUCUGCGUGGUGUGCCGAUGCAUAAUUUCAUCUUUAAAUACACCUUUUGGUGAACAUAAAGGCCAUGAUGUGUCAACACUGGAUAAGGCAUAUGAUGACAUAAAGGGAAAACUGAAUCAGUGGAUAUCAGUUUUACAAGGAAGGUCCGAAAAGAUUGAGGACUUGGUGUCUGAGUUGGAGCACGCAUACAAUUCAAUAGAGGACAACUGUAAAACCAACGCACAGUCGCUGGAUGAGCAGAAUGAGGAGAUGGUGAAGGCAGUGGUGGAGCAGUACAAUGAGAUGUUUCGCAGCAUGGCGGAGAAGAAGAGGCUCAGGCUGGAGCGGCUCGGAAUCCAGAUCGGAACGUUCCAGGAACGCAUCGAGUCUGCCAAGGAAGCUCUGGAAAGGGAGGCCAAGGAGGUGGAGAAGCCCGACCCGCUCUCCCUCGUAUCUUCUUCCAAAGACAUUAACAAAAGCCUGAGCAGAGCCCUGGAGUCCACUUUGUCUCUAGAGCCGGUGCUUGAGAACUACAGCAGAGGCCCUGAGGGCAGAGGACAGAAGGUUUUGAAAGACAUCCUGGUUCCACGAGAGCCAUACCUGCUGGUACAGGAGUCCAACUCAGCCACCUGUACCUCCAUCACCGUUUUCUGGAGGGUCAGCGAGGAGGAUGUCAUCGACUGCUUCCAGGUCAACUACGUAGAAGAAUCACACGAAGCUGUGUCAGAGGUGUGCAAAGUGACAGUGAAGGAGAGCUACUGCACUCUGGAGGAGCUGGCCCCAGACAAGUGCUACAGGGUGUGGGUGAUGGCACUGAACUAUGGCGGCUGCAGUUUGCCCAGUGAGAAACUGCCCUUCAGGACUGCUCCCUCUGUCCCAGAGAUCCUUCCGGAGCAGUGUACGGUGUGCUGGGACACGGCCAUCAUCCGCUGGAGCAGCUCCUGCCCGGCUGCAGCAGAGAGCUUCACCCUGGAGUACUGCCGACAGAACACCUGCGAGGGAGAGGGUCUCCGAUCCAUAUCUGGCAUAAGGAACAAUGAACAGAGCGUUCUCCUGCAGCCAAAUGAGAACUAUCUGUUCCACAUCAGAGCAGUGAACUUUGCUGGAGCCAGUGAGCGAAGUGAGGCCGCUUUGAUCUCUACCUCAGGCACCAGAUUCCAUUUGCUAAAGGACACAGCCAGUCCAGAGCUGGUGCUGUGCAAGGACAACAUGGUGCGCUACCCGGAGGAGGCUUUCAACAGAAGCACCACACCCAAUGUGUGUCAGGAAAUUCUGGGAGAGCUGCUCCCUCCUCGAGGAAUACACUACUGGGAGACGACGGUGGAGGGCGGCGAGGGCUAUAGGAUCGGUGUGGCCUAUCACACCACCCCACGGAAAGGCCAGCUGGGAGAGAACAGCACUUCCUGGUGCAUUCACUGCGUUCCCAUGUCAACCAGUCAGCGGUACGAGCUGCUCCAUAACAGCACACAGAUGUCCAUAAUCAUGGCGGAGGUGCCCGCCAGGAUCGGCACUCUCCUGGACUACCUUCACGGGUGUCUGUCCUUCUUCAAUGCCCGGAGUGGGCAACUCUUGGGGUCCUGCUACCACAGGUUCAGUGAGCCCUGCCAUCCUGUGCUGGUGCUGGAGAGACCGGGCACCUUGGCACUGCACCCAGUGACGGAGGUGCCCGACUUUGCCAAGUGCUGCUGAAUCUGCCCCCCCCCCCCCCCCUCACACUGUUCCAAAUGGGUGUUUCUCCAGGAACAGGGGUGUGGUUCUAUGUUUUCACAUCAGAUGAGAGAGUCUGCGAGUCUAUGUCCCUGGGCUCAUGAAGGCGUGCAGGGUUCAUGUUUUUGUUAUUCUUAUCAUGUGCUGUUUGAGCUGACGUGCCUGCACCCUGCUUUUCUGAGCAUGGACUUGCGUUAUGAGUGAGGUGUGGUUAUAUCACAGUCACUGUACAUGCCAUGCUCAUUUCCAUGACCUGAAUACAGUUGAAUGUGUAACAUUUUUAACCACUGUUUUUCUUUAUGAAGUGUACAUGUUCUGAGAGGGGUUUGUAAAUAAAAACAAUGCAAUUAUGUAUGUAAUGGAAAAAACUAGAAUAUCUUUAGGAUUUUUAAGAUGUAUUUUUUCAGUGUUAGGCAAAAUUGUUUAGGUGUUUACACAAAAGCUGUUUUUUCAUUGCGGAAUUGGUUUGAUUUCAACUUAUUUACAAGUUAAUUGCCAUUGUAAUGCAGAUAAUGAUGUAACUAUGAAAGCUGAGAACUGACCUCGGGACAUCACACUGGCCUGUUUAGUGGCAAGAGAUGAGAUGAUAUUGAUACCUGGCACAGUGUGAGUGUAAUGCAAGCCGUUUAUCAGACUUUUGACUCUGAGGUGUUGAAACUUCCUGGUGAUGAAAGCUUGGGAUAAGCGAGUGCCAGUGUUUUAUUUUGGCACGCUGGAAUGAAAUGUGCAAGUAUAUCCCCAUGAUGCUGAGCAUACAGUCACUUUAAGGGGUUCAGUGCCCCUGCCUCAGUUGAAUACUUUCAGUACAACUGAAAUGGAGUGAAAGUUAACAGGGAAAGCAGUUUUAGCUCAUUUUUAUUUCAAGUUUAAACUACUAACGCAUUUUAUAUUUUAAGUAAUGCAAAGAGCCUUUCAGUUAAAGUGAACACUAGCUGGGGAGGUUGACUUACCUACCUUACCUGGGAAAGUUGACAUACAUCAUUGGUAGGUUUAUUCUGUGUGUACUUGCGUGUACUUACAUAUUAAAUAUUGUAAAAUGCAUUUAAUUUUUAUUUAUUUAUUGGACUUAAAAAAAAAAUAUAUUUCAGAAAGAUACUUUCUUAUGUUCCAGAACGCACACAUAUACACACAAGGGGAAGUGGGGAAAUUGCUAAUGGUAUUUUAAGUGUAGUAUCUUUUCAAGUUCUGGGUUAUAGAUUGUUUUAUAUGGUGCUCAGGUUUUGUUUUUGUUUGUUGUGGUGUAAUGUAAUGUACAGAACCUGAGAGUGUUACACAUUUAGUUACACCAUUUUUGUGCAAAGAUAUCUGAGGUUAUAGAUAUGCAUCAAAUGAUAUUAAUCAUGAUAUUUUAAGGAAAAUAGAUAAAAGAAAUAUCAUUUUGGGCCUACAUUGGUCACUUAUAUAUUUACAAGCUGAUUGGAUUACUGUCUAAGACUUUAAUUGUUCCCCAAACAAAACAUUAAAGCAUGUGUUAUAAAACAA